Odontomachus brunneus is the source of this 1897-nucleotide messenger RNA. RefSeq names its product glycine-rich cell wall structural protein-like. Lineage: Eukaryota; Metazoa; Arthropoda; Insecta; Hymenoptera; Formicidae. The transcript has 4 exons. The coding region runs from base 978 to 1691 and encodes 237 amino acids. The record is from RefSeq and is a predicted model, not a curated record.
AUCGGUGAAUAUUGUUUGCUCUGUAGCAAGAAUGUAUCUGUAUCAAUACGACAUUGUAAGACGGUGCUGAUAAGGACUACAGGAAGAGAGAGUCUGUCGCCUUUUAGGUUGUUGCGAAAGUUCCGGCUGUCUUUUUGCAUCUACGACGUGUACUCGCUUUGCGCAACGCUGACAUGUUUGGGGAAAGAGUGGUGUGUAUGCGUGAAGAUCCUAUAGAAAUUAAAAUCCGUGAAACGAUCGCAAUUCCGCUCUCGAUAUCGGCGGAAAGAUAUCGCGUGUCGGAAAGAUGCCGAAUUGGAAAACAUAUCUUUAAGGAGGAGUAGAGAACAAAGCGCGUUACGGUUACAGGAAAUGCUGUCGGAACUGCAUACAGACUUCAUAGCGCUGAAGGUCAAUCAAUUAAUGAAGAGAAACUGAUCUGUCGGUAAAUAUGAAAGAGAGGCGGCGAUGUCAUUACGAUCACAAUGUCACGAUUAUGCAUAGAACCUGUUAUAUAACAUUGCGUUCAGAGGAGAUGCGGAAAGCAGCAACAAAGAAUAGAGAACGUGCGAAAUGUAGACUUGGCAUGAUAAAUUUUUUACGUUAAAAAUCUUUUGCUUUUUUACGAAAUACUGACUUAUUGCCAAAUAUGCAACGCCGGGAUCUCCAAGUUUCUUGCACAACAAUUCCCCAAGAGUGACUGGUGCUGUGUACACUUGGACGGAAGGAAACGAAACGUGAAUUCCGCGAACGGGUAUAGUUUCCACAUAUGUGCGGGUGUGUCUCAUCGAUUCUUGUCAACGUCCUUGUCAUCGCGCCUCCUAAGAGCGACCUAAGCUCAAACAACCGAGACCACCUUGAAAUACGAGGAGGGGCACUUCGAUGUACUCGAGGAGAGGAUAUAUAGAGGUUUGUACGCUGGUACAAGAGCAGAUCGUCCUUCCGCGUGUCUCGGGCACCGUGUUUCCCCGAAGGAUGCGAUCGGUGGUAUCGGCGCUAUGAAGUUGUAUGUCGUUGUUUCGACCCUCUGCGGUCUAAUUGCACUAUGCAGCAGUGCAGCCGAACCUCCGGAAUCAAAAAUGCUCACGAAAUUAAGACCCGUGAACGAUGGACAGCCUAUGGAUAUUGGGGAUCCAGGAGAUCUGACUGCAUCUGCGAGUGAUCGAACGUUUCAUUUAAACAAAGAUUAUGGGUCAAUUGGAUAUCCUGGAAGAUAUCCCGGAGGAUAUUCUGGAGGAUACCCUGGAGAGACAUAUGGCGGUUAUCCGGGAAUCGCCGGAUCAAUUUAUCCUGGUACGUCAUACAAUGGUCUAAGUCCGGGAUAUAGAGGAUAUGGGCCUCUUGGUGGCGGUUACCUUGGAUAUGGUUAUUAUGGUAAUGUAGGAUAUCCAGUAUCUCCUGGAUAUGGUGGCGGUUACGGUGGAUACGGGGGUUAUGGUGGCUAUGGCGGAUAUGGAAAUUAUGGAGGAUAUGGGGGCUAUGGGGAUUACGGAGUAGGAGGAGUAAGAGGUUACGGUAUUGGAAACGACGACGGUUACAUAGGAUAUAGACCACGUGGUGGUUAUGGUCGUUAUGAUGACGCAUACGGUUAUGGAGGUGGAUACGGUACAAAUUAUGCAUCUAGAAACCCAUAUUAUUCAAAUACUGUUCGUACUGGUACGAGUUAUGGUGCUUCACUUGCUAAUCCGUCCGGUUACCGCGGUUAUUCCUAAGCACACAAUGUUAUGUAUGUUUUUACAUAUUAAAUUGUUUGUUAUUAAUAUGUUUUUGUCAGUUAGACAAAAUAAUCGUAAUUUUAAGAUUUAUUAUUAUAUAAAUAAUGCCUCACAUGUAUAAUAUAACAUAAAACAAUAAUGUACCUUUGUAAUAUAACGGAUCCAACAUUCUGAAAAAUAAAUAAUUUUAUCAUUUGAUGUAA